Moneuplotes crassus is the source of this 1479-nucleotide messenger RNA. Lineage: Eukaryota; Ciliophora; Spirotrichea; Euplotida; Euplotidae. The record is from the annotation of a GenBank genome assembly.
AUGGGGAACAAUCAAUGAAGUAAAUACUUUGGAUGUGGAGGAAAGAAAAAUAACUAUGAUACCAUCCAACUUAACAAGCUCAAACUAGUCGGUGUCGGCGCCUUUGGCCGAGUCUGGGCUGUCGAACUAGUCAAAUAUACCAGCGAAAAAGAAACCUUUACUGAUAAUGAUAGUGAUGACAUGGUUUAUGCCCUUAAAGAACUCAGCAAACCUAUCAUUAUCGCAAAAGAAGCAGUAAAUGUAGCUAAUAAUGAAGUAAAGAUACUCCAAGACAUACCUAAUAGCAAGUUUAUAGUCAACAUUUGGUAUUCCUUUCAAGACCAAAAGAAUGCUUAUGUUUUAAUGGAUUACGCUCCUUGCGGAGACCUUUUAUUUCAUAUGAAACGAAUUAAGAGAAGACAGAUCAAGAAAGACGAAAAAGGAGGCACUUUGACUGAGCAUCAAGGCAAGUUCAUGGCCAUGUGUGUCCUAGAAGCUCUCAGAACAAUUCAUGAAGCAGGAGUUGUUCAUCGAGACAUUAAACCUGAAAACAUUAUCAUAGACUCUAAUGGCUAUCCAAAACUCGCAGAUUUUGGAAUUGCAGAGUUCAAUGAAAAUAUUUCUCCUGGAAGCCAAUUCGGCACGCUAAGUUAUAUGGCUCCAGAAAUUAUCUUUGAUCAUAAGUAUUCCUACACUGCUGAUUAUUAUUCCUUAGGUGUACUGAUCCUCCUCAUGGUCACAGGAGAUAUGCUGAGUGUUGGAGGAACUCCGAAAGAAGCUAAGAAUGCGAUUUCAUUAAGAAACGAUUCAAUCACGACGAAGAAAUUCACGAAGAGAUAUCCAUACCUCAGUGAAGAAUGCUGAGACCUGAUUGUCAGCCUCCUAUGCACAAGCCAGCACAAAAGAAUUGGAGUCACCGGUGGUGUCGAAGAAAUCCUGAAGCACGAGUGGUUUGAAGGCAUCGAAAUCGAAAGUAUUAAAAACCAAUCCUAUGUUUCACCCAUUUAUGAAAUAUGCACAGACCAAAAAGCAAUAAUGGAACUCACUUCUAAUGACUACGACAGAGGGGAGAGCACAAGCUUUUGGAGAAAGAAGGAGAACAAGGCGAUGAAGAUGAUAGCCAAAGCAGUCGAUUACGGUAACAACUGGGAGUCCCACUUCACUGCAUUCGAUUAUCUCAAUGUCAUCUUCGAAGAUGAAGAUAAUCCAUUUGAGAAAACAGAAAGAGUGAGGAGGCAUACUAUGUCAUCCAUCUCAAAGCAAAGAAAUGGGUCUCUUUCAGAUAUUAUUGAAAGAGACAAGCUCAGAGCUGAGCUUAGCAAUGGAAAUGAAGAAAACCCAAAACCUAGAAUGGGAUUACAUAGAAUAAGUGAGCCCAAGAGCGAACAAGGAGGCAAGACAAUAACCCCAACUAAUGAAAGAAAGAGCAUUAUGACUGAGGGCAAACUUAGUCCUGAUGAUAAAGUUGAUUCAGAGAAGUCACCUGAAAAAUCACUUUAA